AUGCUCACUCCACCCAAGAUCAAGAAAAGGGCCGCCGCCCCCAUUGGCCGCCGGAAUUUAUUGAAGAAGACGUGCCACCCGAGUCAAAGAGGAGUCCGGCGGAAGAACAGCGGAUCAAAACACGCACGCACAUCAGCUUUGGCCCCACCAUCGCAUGGUCAUCAAAACGCGCAACUCAACUCACCAGCCGUGCACACGUGUCUCCCCCAUGCCACAUCAUCAUUAUCCCACCGGGCCGGUUUCCAAUCAUGUACCUGUGGUUGUCUUAAUUCAGUGAGGGUUUUGGAAGAAAAGCAAGUUCUUGAUAUUGACCAAGUGGUUUCUGAAGCCUGUAAUAAUAGUGUGAAGUUCGUAUUCGAUCACGAGCAAGAAAUUAGGGUUUCCGAGUUGGGUAGUAACUCGGGCCGAGUCGUCGAAUUUGCAGACGAGGAGGAGAUUUUUAACAUGCCGGUUUUGUUGGAUAGCAUGGCGGAAGGGAUGCUUCUCACUCCAUUAGCUAUGAAGAAAGGCUUCAAUUGGACCCAAUAUUAUAAUCACGACGAAGACGACGACAACGAUGCCAUGGGGUUGACUUUGUGGGUUGACUAA
Messenger RNA from Erythranthe guttata (spotted monkey flower), 588 nucleotides. RefSeq names its product dehydration-responsive element-binding protein 1B. The record is from RefSeq and is a predicted model, not a curated record. NCBI's taxonomy places the organism in Eukaryota, Viridiplantae, Streptophyta, Magnoliopsida, Lamiales, Phrymaceae.